GCGGCAGCCAUGUAGAUUAAUAAUGUGAAAAGCAAUAAUGUUGACUUUGAUAAGAAAAAGCCACGUAAUUUUUUUUAAAAAGUAGAUUAAAUUAGGAAUUAUACUACAACAACAAUAACUAGCCUUCACUGGCUAGUGCAAAAUACUAUUUUAACGAUACCAUUUUUACAACAGUUGCCUAAAUAAUUGUGGAGAUAAUAUAUUUAGUGAAAAACAUAAUUUUUAAUCCCUGCACUUUGUAUAUGAUUUGUUUUUGGUCCCUACACUUUAUUUUUGAGGUUUUAAGUCCCUACAAUUUUCUUCAUCUGCACUUUAAGUCCCUACACUUUUAGAGGGAUGCUAACAUGGCAUUAACAGUGUUAGUUAUGCUAAUGUGGAUAAUAAUAUUAUUAAUUAUAUGGUGAUGUGUCACUUAGUGGCUAAUGUAUAUUUUUUUUUAAAAAAAAGAAAAGCUUAUGUGUAUUUUUUUUAAUUAUUAUACAUAUAAAGGUAGGGUUCAAGGCUAUGAAAAAAAUGUCACGUGUCUAUUUUUAGGUUUGUUACAAUUCUAUGUUUUAAGGUGCUUUUUUUGCAAUUCUGUGCUCCAAAAUCAGGUUUGAAGUUAGGUUCAGGAUGAUUUAUUAUUUUUUAAUGUAUGUAAAAUAUAUUAUUCAGGUUUAGAGUUAGGACAAUAUUUUCUCACUUUUUGAUUAUUAGAAAAAAUACUCCCUCAAGUCUUAUUUAUAGGACAUAUUUAGAAGAAAUUUUUGGUUCAAGAUAUAAUAUAUUUAAUAAUAUAGUUAUAUCACUAUUUAAAGCCAAGGGUAAAAAUGAAAAUUCAUAUCAUUUUUUAUGAUAUAAAAAAACUAACUUUUUCUAAAAUGCAUGAAAUGAUUAAAAGUGUUUUAUAAUAAGAUCAAAAGGAGUCCACAUCAGCUUUUCUUUCUUUUUUCCUCACAAAAAAAUACACAUCAUCCACUAACUAACAUGUCACCAUAUAAUUAACGGUAUUAUUGUCCACAUCAAUAUAAUUAACACUGUUAGUGCCACGAUAUCACCCCCCUAAAAGUAUAGGGACCUAAAGUAUGGACUGAAAAAACUAUAGGAACUUAGAACACUGAAAAUAAAACAUAGGGACCAAAAGCAAAGCACAUGCAAAGUGUAGGAACUAAAAGUUAUGUUUUCCCUCCAUUUAGUGCCAAAUAUGUAAAUAUGGGGGAUAUAUAGUUAUUUUUGAAACAGUUAUAAAGAUCAAUUGUUUCCAUAAUGAAUUUAUCAUCAUAAAUAAAAAAAAUAAAAUGUAAUAUUUUAAUUAAUUUAAAUUAUCAAUUUUUUUCAUUAUUUUAAAAUUAAUUAUAUAUUGUAAUGACCUAAAUUUUUAAGUAAAAUUAAAAAUGUAUUUUGAUUGUAUUUUAUUAAUAUUCAGAGUAAAUGCAAGAAGAGCUAAAGAAGGAAGGGUGGUUUAAUGCAUCUAUCGUGGGUGUUUAAGUUCAAUUCUUGAGUUCAAAUCCUCUUAGCAAACAUAGAGGAAUUUUAUUUUUGCCUCAGACAUUGAAAAAUUAUAUUGUCCUAACAAAGCCCAUCAGAUUUCCCCCCUUUUUGUCUAUCAUUUUCCCUGAUCAGUUUGUGUGUCUUGGACCGUAGAGAAAGCCAGAGAAUUUGUGUCCUAUAAGCUUCGAACCCUCAAUCUUGCAAUCUCUAUCCUCUGCCUCAUCUCUGUUAUCUAGAAUAUUCUCUAAAUUCUUUUAUCAUUAUUGUAUAUAUAUCUCAGUCAUUAUUAGGAGAUAUUAUUUGAUAUUAUUAUGUAAUUUUUAAUCAUUAUUAGGUUGUCUUUUUCUUGAUGUAUAUAUUGUACCUUUCAACUCAAUAAUAGACAAGAUAUUUUCUCCAUAUUUCUCUUGCUCCUUUCAUGGCAUCAGAGCUGUAUUUUUUUUCCCGCUCCUUCUUCCAGUACUACAUCUCCAUCAUCUGCUUAUUUCAUCCUUGACACUGCCCUUGGCUGUUCUUUUUUCAUCUGCUCGUUUCAUCUAUUUUCUCUUCUUCCUCAUUGAAUUUUUAGAACUUCUCUUUCUGAUUAAGCCAAUCCAUGUGGACUCUUUUAUUUUGAGAUUCUUACUUCACCGUGAAAUUCUCGUUUAAUCACCGUCUCCUCUUGGUCUUUCUUAUUUAUUAUUUUUUUACCCCUUAUUCUUCAAUGGAAAAAUCUGAGUUUGCUCAAUCUAUUUCUAUUUUAUUGACUGGUCCUAACUAUCGCUUAUGGAUGGAAAGCAUGCGUGGUUUUUUGAAAAGCAAGAAACUUCGGCGAUAUAUUACUGGAGAUGUCUCAUUUCCUGUGGGAUCCUCUUUUGAAGAUGACUAAAAAUUUACUGAUCGAUUAGAUGAUUAGAAUAGUAAAAAUAAUCAAAUCAUAACAUGGUUUCAGAAUACUUCUACCGCUAGUAUUCAUCAACAGUUUGGGCGCUUUGAAACUGCUAAGGAGGUAUGGGAUCAUCUUGCUAGCCGGUAUACCUCUUCUAAUUUGUCCAAUCAAUACCAACUGUAGAAGGACUUGGCUGUUCUCAAAAUGGAGAAAGGUUAACCGUUGCUUGAGUUUCUUUCUAAAAUAAAGGCUAUUUGGGACCAACUAGCCUAUUCUGAGCCUACUUUUAAAAAUGAUGAGGAUGCUAAAGUUUUCUUCAAGUGGCAAGAUCCACUUCGUCUUAUACAAUUCUUGAUGGCUCUUACUGAUAAUUUUGAGCCUGUUCGUGCCUUUCUGCUCUACCAAAGCCUACUUUUGACCUUGAGGAUGCUCUUCCUCGUCUUUGUUCCGAGGAAACUCGUUUGGGUCUUCUCCAACGAUCCCCUGACAUGGCUUUCGUUGCUCCUAGAAGGAAUUCUAAACUUUAUUGUCGUUGGCCUCAAUCUACUCACACUUUUAAUCAGUGUCCAUAUAUUGAAUGCAGAACUUGCCAGAAGAAGGGACAUAUUGCUUCAAAUUAUCCUUCUUUGACUUGUCAUUAUUGUAAGAAGCCUGGCCAUUUUAUUGAUCAGUGCCCCACUCGACCUCCCAAACUUGAUCAAGGGAGGUUAUUCAAAUCUGGUUUCUCAUCAUCCAAGCCUGCUCUAUCUGUUACUGAUGAGCCACCUAUUGCUGCUGCUUCCACUUUGGGAUCCUCUACUAUUAAACUUGAGUCUUUACUCCGCAAGCUUAUCUCCAGCUCUUUCAAUCCAUCUGCUGCCUUAGCCAUACCUUCAGGUACACCUUCUUAGUAUUUUGAUUCUGCCUGUUGUAACCAUAUGACCAGUCAAAAAUACUUUUUCUCCUCCAUGUCACUUAAUACUAUUGCUCACCCUAUAUAUACUGCCGAUAACUCCCAAAUGCCUAUUAGUCACAUUGGUACUAUUUCCUUGCCCUCUCUGUCCAUUCAUGAUACUUAUUUGGUCCCUAACAUUAGUUUUAAUCUCCUAUCUAUCGAACAAUUAGUUGAUAUGGGCUAUGAUGUUUUAUUUAACAAAUGUGGUUGUGUUGUUUCUAAUUCUCAGACAAGACAGGUUAUCGGGAUUGGGCGUAAGGUUGGUCGAAUGUUUGAGCUUAAUUCCUUGCAUCUUCCUGAAGUUACUUCUUCUAGAUUGUGUGCUCCCUCCACUUCUACUUUGAAUUAUGGCAUUGUUGUCUGGCUCAUCCAUCUUUAACUGCUUUUCAUCUUUUACUUUCUACUAGUCUUUUAGGACAUAUUGAUGUUGAGACUUUACAUUGUAUCUCUUGUCAAAUUACUAAACAGCCUGCUUUAUCAUUUAAUAAAAAUGACUCUAUUGCUAAUGAGUCUUUUAAUUUAGUACAUUCUGAUGUUUAGGGCCCAGCACCCACUCCCUCUAUGGGAGGCUCACGAUAUUUUAUGACUUUUGUUAGUGAUUUCUCCCGUUAUACUUGGAUUUACAUGAUGAAAAGUCAAUCUGAGUUGCCUAAUAUCUAUAUUAAAUUUGCUACUAUGGUUCAUACUCAAUUUUCUAAAGUUAUAAAAAUUUUUCACCGUGAUAAUGCCUUAGAAUACCGGUAUUCUAAAUUGCUCAAAUUUCUUGAUGCUCAGGGUAUAAUCUCUCAAUACUCAUGCCCUUACACCUCUCAAUAAAAUGGCUGAGCUGAACAAAAACACCGUCAUAUUCUUGACUCAGUUUGAGCCCUCUUUAUUUCUUCUUCCUGUCUUGAACGCUACUGGGGGGAAGCUACUUUAACCGCUGUCUAUUGCAUAAAUAGAGUUCCUACCCCAGUUCUUAGUAAUAUUUCUCCUUUCAAGCACCUUCAUAGUAUUACUCUUGAUUAUAGUCUUUUAAAAGUGUUUGCCUAUGUCUGUUUUGUUCUCCUCCCUCCACAUGAAACUACUAAAUUGCAAGCUCAUGCCUAUGUUUGUUGUUUUCUUGGUUAUGACCCUGAGCAUAAGGGUUAUUAUUGCUGGGAUCCUAUAUCUCUUCACAUUCGAAUCUCUCGUCAUGUUGUUUUUUUAGGAACAUAUGAUGUUUUCAUCCUUAACUGAUUUCUCCUCCAUUUCUCCUCCUUCACCUUCUAUUUUCACAGAUCUUUCGCUUGAUCUUUUUCCAAGUGACAUUGAUGCAGAUUCCCCUGUAGAGCUCACUACCAAUGCUACGCCUGCUCCUGAUAUGCCUACUGUCAUGCCUCAAGAUGUUUUCACAGAAGCCACGUCUCCUGAGCCCGUAUUAUCCGAUGAUACUCGGCCCCACCAUAUAAGAAACCCGCCCUCUUACCUUAGUGAUUACCAUUAUUUUUCUAUUGUUCUCCAGUCACAGGAAGGCAAAUCCUUUAAGGAAGCUUCUUGUGAUCCCUUAUGGUAGCAAGCUAUAAAUGAAGAAUUACAGGCUUUGGAGAAAAUGCACACUUAAGAUCUUGUUGAUCUUCCUUCUGGUAAAACUCUUAUUGGUUGUCGAUGGGUAUACAAAAACAAGACUCAUUCUGAUGGCUCUUUAAAGCAAUGUAAGGCCCGCUUGGUGGCCCAAGGGUUUACACAAGAAUAUAGUGUUGAUUAUGAGGAGACUUUUGCACCUGUUGCACACAUGACUUCUGUUUGCAGUAUUCUAGCCAUUGCUGCUGUUAAGCACUGGUCCCUUCAUUAGAGAGAUGUUAAAAAUGCUUUUUUAAAUAGAGAUCUAGAGGAAGAAGUGUAUAUAAAGCCUCUACCUGGGUAUCAGCAUCCGAAAGAUAAGGUUUAUCGUCUUUGUCGAGCUUUAUAUGGGCUCAAGCAAGCUCCUCGUGCAUGGUUUGCUAAGUUUAGUAAUACUAUGAGUCAACUAGGCUUCACUUGUAGUCCUCACGACUCAGCUCUUUUUGUUCAAUCUACUGCUCGUGGUAUUGUUUUGUUGUUGUUGUAUGUUGAUGACAUGAUUAUCACAGGCAGUGAUGAUACAGGAGUCCACGAGCUUAAGAUAUACUUGGGGCAGCAAUUUGAAAUGAAGGAUCUUGGUAACUUGAACUAUUUUCUUGGACUUGAGGUCCAUCAUAGGAGAGAUGGUAUGUCUCUCUCUCAGGUCAAGUAUGCUAUUGAUUUAAUAUCUUAAGCUCAUCUUUCUGAUGAGGAGGUUGAAAAUACUCCUAUUGAGCUAAACGUUUACUAUACUUCUACUGAUAGCACCUUGUUGGAUAAUCCCACCCAUUACCACCAGUUGGUUGGGGGCCUUAUUUAUCUUACUGUGACCCACCAUGACAUUGCUUAUGCAGUCCACAUUAUUAGUCAGUUUAUGUCAGAGCCUCGAACUACUCAUUAUGUAGUAGUUCUUCAGAUCCUUCAGUACAUCAGAGGCACUCUAUAUCAUGGGCUUCAUUUCUCUGCUAGCUCCUCUCUUACACUAGGAGCUUACUCGGAUGCCGAUUAGGGUGGUAAUCGUGAUGAAAAGUUUGAGAAGUUGAAAAGUGAUGCGGAGACACCGUUGUAUGCUGGUUGUAGUGCAUCAAAGUUGUCAGCAGUGUUAAAAUUGUACAACAUACAGGCAAAACAUGGAUGGAGUGAUGCAAGCUUUACUGAGUUGCUUGGGUACUUGAAAGUAGAAUUACUUCCUAAGGAAAAUGAGCUUCCUUGUCGAAUAUAUGAUGCAAAACAAGUAUUGCGAUCAAUUGGCAUGAGUUAGGAAAAGAUACACUCGUGCCUUAAUGAUUGCCUUUUAUUUCGGAAUGAAUAUGCAUCGUUAACCGAGUGUCCGAAGUGUAAUGCCUCACGCUACAAGCAGAACGGAUCAAGUCCCGCGAAGGCACUAUGGUAUUUUCCAAUCGUGCCUAGAUUUAGACACAUGUAUAGCAGUGUAGAAAUUGCAAAAAACUUAACAUGACAUGUGGAUGAAAGGAUAAAAGAUGGCAUGCUUCGUCAUCCUGCUGAUUCUCCACAAUGGAGAAAGAUUGAUUAUGAGUACCUAAAUUUGGGGAAGAGAGUAGGAAUCUAUGCCUUGCAUUGUCUACCGACGGGAUAAAUCCUCAUGGGAUUCAAAGUAAUAGCCACAGCACUUGGCCAGUCAUUUUAGUGAUUUAUAACCUUCCUCCAUGGCUUUGCAUGAAGCGCAAGUAUAUGAUGUUGUCCAUGCUAAUUGCGGGACCCAAGCGACCUGGGAAUGACAUAGACAUAUAUUUGGCUCCUCUAAUUGAUGACUUGAAGAUCAUGUGGGAGUCAGGUAUAGAUGUAUAUGAUGGGUAUAGAGAAGAAAGAUUUAAUUUAAGAGCUAUGCUCUUCGGUACAAUUAAUGACUUUCCUGCUUAUGGCAAUUUGUCAGGGUAUAGCAUUAAAGGGCAACUCGGAUGCCCUAUUUAUGAAGAGGGAACACAUUCUAUAAGGCUUCAGCAUGGGAUGAAGAAUGUUUACCUCGGCCACUGUAAGUUUUUACACCAAGACCAUCAUUAUCGGCGGUUGAGAAAAGCGUUCAAUGGAAAUCCAGAAGAAGGUAAGACACGUUUGCCGUUAACUAGUGACGACUUGUUUGAGAAGAUUAAAGAUUUGGAUAUUGAAUUUGGCAAACCAUUUGCAAGGCACCUUGGGACAAUCGGAUGGAAGAAGAGAUCUAUUUUCUUUGAACUCCGUUAUUGGACCACCUUGGAUGUUCGGCAUUUUCUUGAUGUCAUGCAUAUUGAAAAAAAUGUCUGUGAGAGCCUUAUUGGGACUUUACUCUAAGUGUUAGGAAAAACAAAAGAUGGCAUAAAAGCAAGGUUGGACAUGGUCUCUUUAGGAAUAAGAGAAGAAUUAGCACCCUAAGAUAAGGAGAACCGUACCUUUCUCCCUCCGGCAGCUUAUACGCUAUCUAAGAAAGAGAAAACUACAUUUUAUGAGUUCUUUAAUGUAGUUAAAGUUCCUGAGGGUUACUCUUCAAACAUAAAAAAUAUUGUAUCAAUGAAAGAUUUGAAGUUGAAGGGCUUAAAGUCUCACGAUUGCCAUGUUUUAAUGGAGGAUUUCAUUCCAGUUGCUAUACGUGCAAUUUUACCCCCUAAAGUACGAGGGACGGUCACUAAGUUAUGUUUGUUUUUCAAGUCCAUUUACAGUAAAGUGAUUAACCCACAUAAGAUGCCAAGGUUGCAAGCUCGAAUUGUAUUAACACUAUGUGAGUUUGAAAUGUAUUUUCCACCGGCAUUCUUUGAUAUUAUGAUCCACCUAACUAUUCACUUGGUUAGGGAGGUUCAAAUGUGUGGGCCUGCUUAUUUAAGAUGGAUGUAUCCUAUUGAGCGCUAUAUGAAGAUUUUGAAAGGCUAUGUGAAAAAUCGAAGUCGACCGGAGGGUUGUAUUGUUGAACGGUAUAUUUGUGAAGAGGCUGUUGACUUUCGUACUGAAUACCUGAGUCAUAUUAGCUACGUUGGGCUUCCAAAGUCUCGAAGUAUGGGUAGAAUAAGUGGAGAGGGGAUCAUGGGAAACAAAGUCAUUACUAUGUCAAGUGUACAGUGGGAGCAAGCCCACUUAUAUGUGUUGCAUAACAAUGAAGAGAUUGAAGAGUAUGUAGAUAAGCAUAUGGUUGAACUUAGGAGGGACAAUCUCAAUAAAUCAGAAAUUUGGUAUGCUAGGGAACACAACAAAACUUUUACAAGAUGGUUUAAGGAGCACAUUCUUCAAAAGUUAAAUGUUAAUUCCAAUUCAGUUUCUAACAAAUUGAGAUGGUUAGCUAACGGUCCAAGCAGACAGGCCAUUUCUUACACUGCUUACCUUGUCAACAGAUACAUAUUUUAUACAAGGGAGUAAAAUGAUAGGAGCACAAUGUAAAAUAGUGGUGUAACUCUUGUAGCUCAUUCCAUGCAUAUUUCCAGCACUAAGGAUAAAAAUUCUAUCUAUGCAAACAUGUCAUAUUUUGGUGUAAUUGAGCAUAUAUGGGAUUUAGAUUACAUAUCCUUUCGAGUUCCAGUCUUUGGGUGCAAGUGGAUUGAUCGAAAAAAUGGCUUGAAAUUUGAUUACCAAUUUAGCUUUGUAUAAGUCAAUUUAAACAAGGAAGGGUAUAAGGAUGAGCCUUUUAUUUUAGUGCAACAAGCCAAACAAGUGUUUUAUGUCCCUAACCCUGCUAAUAAGGGGUGGUCUAUUCUUAUGUCACAUGAAAAAAUAAAUGAAAAUGUAGCAAUUGAAGAUGACCCAUUCGAAGGGACAUCAAAUCAAAGUAACGACACUGUUGAUGAAGCUCUAUACAUGAGAAAUGAUCACAAUGAAGGCAUUUGAAUUUCAAAGAGGGGUAAAUUAUUUCAGCAUAAGAAGAAAAUAUUUCAAGGAGGGGAAAGUAAAAAACCCAAGUCAAGGAAAUGAAAAAGAGCAACUUGAACAUGUAACCUUUGAAUUAAUUAUGCCAUUUUUGUUUCAUGUUUGAAUUAAUAUAGUCGAUUAUAUUUGAAUUAAUCAUGGUUGAUUAAUUUUUUGAAUUAAUCAUGGUUGAUUAAUUUUGAAAUUUUAUUGUGUUACAGGUAAAUGGCUUCAAAUUCUGAGUCCACUAAAAUCCCUCCAUCUGAUCCCACUACAACUUCUACUGAUGCUCCAUCGUCACAAAAAAAAUUGAAACAGGAAUAUUACAAUAUCCAGCAAGGCCUAACAAUAAUGGAAGAAGUCACAAAAACAAGAGCAGUAGGGAAAAAAAUAUCAGUACAGUGGAACAAGAAAGGCCAAGCCAUCAAAUCUGCAAAGUUUAUAAGUUAUUUUAGGGUUGUGACAAAGACAACUGUACCUAUCACGCAGAAAUCUUAGCGCAAAGUUGAUCAAGCCAUGAAGGACAUUGUUUGGGAGAUUUUAUCUAUAAGUUGCAUUUGACUAAGUUAUAUUUUAUUAUAAUAUUUUAAAUUGAUGCACCUAACAUAUUUAUUUUAUUUUACAGUCAGGAUUUGAAAUAGACGAGAGCAAGAAGGAUUUUGUCCUUCAAAAGGCUGGGAGGGCAUUACGAUCUUUCAGAUAUUUUAUUACACAAAAAUAUUUGAAAGACCCUGAUGCUGAAUUUGUAGCCUAAGUUCCUCCUUUAUUAUAGCCUUUAGUAAAGCAAGAAGAUUGGGAUGCUUUUGUUGUCUCUCGGCGCGAGAAGGAAUUUAAGGAACUGAGCGCCCAAAAUAAGAAGAGAGUGGCCAAGAAUGAAUACCUUUAUAGAGCAGGAAGGUUAGGGUAUGCAGGCGUGGAGCAGAAAGAAGUUGAGGCUGAGGGAUUGGAUGUUACCAUAUCCCUCCAAAGACUUUGGGCAUUGGCACGAACAAAUAAAGAUUGAGUGAUUGACAACCCUCGUGUGAAAGAGGUUGCUAAAAAAAUUGAUUCCCUCUCUCAAGAAGUAUCACAGGGCAAGCUUCUUGAGCAUGAGAAUAUCUUAGCUAGAGCAUUGGGGACCCCUGACCACCCUGGUCGUGUUAGGGGUGUUGGCUCCGGUGUCACAAAGAAGCAAUACUUUGGCAAGAUUAAGAAGCGAACAUCGACUUCUUCAUCCGAGGUCCAACAGUUGAGAGAAGAGCAAGCUGUUAUGAAGCAACAGCUAGAAGCCCAAGUGAAGUUAAUUGACAUGCUAUUGAAGGGCCAGAUCCCUGGGAGGCUUUUGGGUGACGUUAGCCCCAGUGGAAAAGAUAGCUGCACAGUCCCUUCAGACAAAAUACCCGAGGGCGAGAAUGACUGCAACUGUUUAGCAGACGAUCCGUCACGCAAAGUAGUUGCAACGGGACACAUGUAUAACAUUGCCGGGGAUACAAUCCAUAACCUUCCCCUCCUGCCCGAUUGCAUUAGGGUUUCCUUGCUUGUUGCAAUCGGGCAGGAGACGGUAGGAGAUGAGAUGCAGACGGUAGGAGAUGCGUUGGGGAGCUUCAUUGCAUGGCCCAGCCACCUUGUUAUGGUUGGUACACUAAAGCUGACAAAGGACCCAAAGCCGUCAAAGGACCCCUUGCCACCAAAGAAAAAGCCAAGGGGGAAAAGCAAAUUGAAGGGUAAGGUGUCGGGCCAUACUAAAGAGUCAGUCACGGUUUCACAACAUACAGUGCCUAUGCCUGUUGUAGAAAACAAAUUCCAUGACUCUCUUGAGACCUAUGCUUCGGCUAUGAGGAUGAUUUGUCAAGAGCCGAUAGGGGAUAUCAUUAAUUUUGACGAUGUGCUAUUUGGUAGAGCAUCAUUUGAAGUCGUUCGGGAUGAAAUUUUGAAUGAAAUCCUCAAGCAUGAUAUGGCGAGCACUAGUUUGAUGACUUCCUACAUGAGUCACCUUUAUACCUCAUUCGUGGUUCCUGGUAGCCUCGAGUUAAAGAUCAAGCUAGUUAAUCCUCACGAUGUCUCUCCCCACAAUAAUAUUACAAAGGAAGCCCUUGAAAAUCAAGCAAGAAUGCUUUCGGAUCAAUUUCAAGAAAGGGGAGCAGCGAAGGAUACUUUAUUUCUCGCUCCUUACUGCCAAAGGGGACACUGGAUGCUUAUUGUGGUUAAUCCUGUUGCUCCAAAAAUAUGGUAUCUCGAUCCCCUUAAUGGAAAGCCAAGCAACAGGAAAGAUAUGGUGGUACUUUUUAAUGAAGCUGUGGUGUUGUAUCGCACUGCGACCGACAUGACUAUGUCCCCUAAGAUGAGGGCAUUCGAAUCUUCAGAGAAAUGGGUCACUAUUAAGUGUCCAUUCUAGUUAGAUCAGAGCAAUGACUAUGGUUAUUGCUUGAUGAAGUUCAUGAAGGACAUUAUCACUCAUGCCCCUACCACAUUAUCUAACAAGUACUUCGAGGACGUUUAUUGCGUUCAUUAUACGACUGCACAUGUAGAAGAGGUCCUUGAAGAGGUGGCCCAAUGUGUUUUCAAUAUGUGGGUAGCAACAGUAGUUAGGCCGGUACAAUAGUUAGUUACAUUUAUAUACACAUUUUUGGGCCAAUUUUUAUGGGAUAGGCUACUUAAUUUUGAAACAUUAAUUUACAAAUAAGUUUAGAUUUUAAGGUUAAAUGUAUAGGAAUUUUUAUGUUAAUUAGAUAGGAGAUACUAUUACAAACAUUCAUUAUAUUGCAUUAUUUUCAUU
Prosopis cineraria is the source of this 11412-nucleotide messenger RNA. RefSeq lists its product as uncharacterized. Bases 9907 to 11031 code for a protein of 374 amino acids. The transcript has 10 exons. The record is from RefSeq and is a predicted model, not a curated record. Lineage: Eukaryota; Viridiplantae; Streptophyta; Magnoliopsida; Fabales; Fabaceae.